Messenger RNA from Pseudopodoces humilis (Tibetan ground-tit), 1612 nucleotides. RefSeq names its product NADH:ubiquinone oxidoreductase core subunit V1 (gene NDUFV1). Lineage: Eukaryota; Metazoa; Chordata; Aves; Passeriformes; Paridae. Gene Ontology annotation, cellular component: respiratory chain complex I. Gene Ontology annotation, biological process: mitochondrial electron transport, NADH to ubiquinone. The record is from RefSeq and is a predicted model, not a curated record. Gene Ontology annotation, molecular function: NADH dehydrogenase (ubiquinone) activity; 4 iron, 4 sulfur cluster binding; FMN binding.
CCCCCAAACAGGCCCCGGUCCGGCCUCUCUCCCUGACGUCACUGCCGCGCCGCCGGCGCUCCCCCUGACGUCACCGCGGGGGCGGCUGAAGGUGACGGUGGUCGGUCCCGGUGCCGGUGCCCCCCGCCAUGGCCGGCAGGCAGCUGCUGGCGCUACGGCGCCUGUCCGCCGCCUCCUACUCGACGGCGCCCAAGAAGACGCAGUUCGGGUCGCUGCGGGAUGAGGACCGGAUCUUCACCAACCUCUACGGGCGGCACGACUGGCGGCUGCAGGGCGCGCUCCGCCGCGGGGAUUGGUACAAGACGAAGGAGAUCCUGCUCAAGGGGGUGGACUGGAUCCUCGGCGAGAUCAAGACCUCGGGGCUGCGGGGCCGCGGCGGCGCCGGGUUCCCCACCGGGCUCAAGUGGAGCUUCAUGAACAAACCCCCGGACGGGAGACCCAAGUACCUGGUGGUGAACGCGGACGAGGGCGAGCCGGGCACCUGCAAGGACCGGGAGAUCAUGCGGCACGACCCGCACAAGCUGCUGGAGGGCUGCCUGGUGGCGGGGCGGGCCAUGGGGGCCCGUGCCGCCUACAUCUACAUCCGCGGGGAGUUCUACAACGAGGCCUCCAACCUGCAGGUGGCCAUCCGUGAGGCGUACGAGGCCGGGCUGCUGGGCGGCGAUGCCUGCGGGUCGGGGUACGCCUUUGACGUGUUCGUGGUGCGCGGAGCCGGCGCCUACAUCUGCGGGGAGGAGACAGCACUCAUCGAGUCCAUCGAGGGCAAGCAGGGGAAGCCCCGCCUCAAGCCCCCCUUCCCCGCUGAUGUGGGUGUGUUUGGCUGCCCCACCACGGUGGCCAACGUGGAGACGGUGUCGGUGGCCCCCACGAUCUGCCGACGCGGCGGUGCCUGGUUCGCCAGCUUCGGCCGGGAGCGGAAUUCCGGCACCAAGCUCUUCAACAUCUCGGGGCACGUCAACACGCCCUGCACGGUGGAGGAGGAGAUGUCGGUGCCGCUGAAGGAGCUCAUCGAGAAACACGCCGGAGGUGUCCGUGGGGGCUGGGACAACCUGCUGGCCGUCAUCCCGGGCGGCUCCUCCACGCCGCUGCUGCCCAAAUCCGUGUGUGAGACGGUGCUGAUGGACUUCGAUUCCCUGGUGCAGGCACAGAGCGGGCUGGGCACGGCCGCCGUCAUCGUCAUGGAUAAAUCGACCGACGUCAUCAAAGCCAUCGCACGCCUGAUCGAGUUCUACAAGCAUGAGAGCUGUGGGCAGUGCACCCCGUGCCGGGAAGGCGUGGACUGGAUGAACAAGGUGAUGGCGCGGUUUGUGCGGGGCGACGCGCAGGCCGCCGAGAUCGACGCGCUCUGGGAGAUCAGCAAGCAGAUCGAGGGACACACUAUCUGUGCCCUGGGUGAUGGUGCAGCCUGGCCCGUGCAGGGCCUCAUCCGCCACUUCCGCCCCGAGCUGGAGGAGAGGAUGCGGCGCUACAACGAGGCCAAAGCCCGAGCGGCGUCGGCGUAAGGAUUCACCACCACACCUCCCUUCUCCUGCUUGGAAGGGGUUUCUGGGGUGUUGGCAGCACUCAGAGGGUUCUCCAGAGGGUCCUCAAUAAAUGGUGCUGUGCUCCCAGG